Messenger RNA from Seminavis robusta, 978 nucleotides. Lineage: Eukaryota; Bacillariophyta; Bacillariophyceae; Naviculales; Naviculaceae. The record is from the annotation of a GenBank genome assembly.
UCUCAUGAAGUCCACGUGUGGACCAAUCGUUUCCUUCCAUCAAGAAUCCACAACUCUGUUGCUUUCAUUCUCUCAAUGUAUCUUACCAGCUCUAGCCUCACUUCAGAAGAAACGAGGACACAAUGAUUUCUUUCGGUCGAAUUCCAUUUGCAUUGCUGGUGUUUUCAUUAUUCUUGCAGCGUAUCAGAGGCACCACCACAUGUUACAUGGCCAAGCCUGACCCUGCAGGAGGCAAAGGCGGGCAGCUGUUCGACUCUGGUGUCAAUUUUUCGGGCGUCAAGAGUUUUAACAUCGUAUAUGGGCCGGGAUACUCCGGGCCUCACUAUCUUAAGGCUACCAUCAGGCGAGUCUUCAUCACGUUCCAAGACGACGGUGUCUUCGACGACGACAUGAGGAACGAUCUCUACCAAGGUCAGCGUUUGUCUGCCAGCUCAAGUAAUGGGGAACUUUCUUUCAAUGUGGGUCCCGAUGACCCCAUCGUGAAGGUCACGGUUUGGACUGAUGGUACUUUGGCGAAUGCUGUGCAGUUCCAAGUCAAAUCCGGUUUUGUUUCCCAACUGUACGGAGCCCCUCCAGUUGAGGCCCAGCCACACGAGUUUCAGGGCGAUCAGUUGGUGGGUGUGUAUGGAGCGUUUGGAGACGCAAUGGACAGUCUUGGCUUUUCGUUUAUAUCCCAGUGUACUCAAGGCAGCGCAAACGGAGGAACGGGCAGAGCAACAUGCUCCGGUACGGAGAAAUCCCCAGGUUGUUUGGUAGCAAUCACGGCCACGUGAAUUCUAGUGGAGCUCUCUCCAAAUAGAUUGAGCGACGAGCGUUCUCGUCCGAAGCUGAUCGAGUAGAAAAUCAAGGGCAAAGACUGGCUGCAUACGACGCUAAACAACAAUCCAUAAAAUACAGUGGACAACUGGUUGCACCAUACCAAUACGUAGCCAAGCUGGAGUCUAGCUAGCUACCAGCAGCUAAUGCAUGGAAUCGAAU